Rotaria sp. Silwood2 is the source of this 1584-nucleotide messenger RNA. The record is from the annotation of a GenBank genome assembly. Lineage: Eukaryota; Metazoa; Rotifera; Eurotatoria; Philodinida; Philodinidae.
AUGUUGAAGAGUGAUGUUAUUGUUGUAUGUUGGUCAUCAAAAUAUUUAUUAGAAAUGAUAUAUGAAUGUGGUGGACCAUCAGUCCGAACUGCAAUUAAUAAUCAAAUUGAAAAAAAAUUGAAAAAUCCUUUAACUACUGUUAAAUCAGAUGGAAAUAUUAAAUCAAAAAGAAUUUAUUUUAUUCAUUGGCAACCAGAAUCACAAAUUGAUUUAGUUAAAAAAUCUCUUGAAAAUUUAAUAAGUAUUUGUAUGGAAAGAGCUGAUAAUGAUAAUUAUAAAAGUAUUGCAUAUCCAGCUAUUGGUUGUGGGGAUUAUAAUUAUCCAAUUGAUAUUAUUGCUCAAACAAUGGUUAACAAAGUUCAUCAAGAACAAAUUUUAUAUAAAAUGUCUGUUUCAUUUAUAAUUCAAUCAACAAAAAAAGAUAUUUUUUAUCAUUUUGAUAAACAAAUUAAUCUAUUUAAUCAAUCAACAUCAACUGAUUCUCUAUCGAAAAUUAUUCAAAAUGGUUUAAUGCAAAUUGAAAAAGGAGAUAUUACCAAACAAAAAGUUGAUGUUAUUGUUGUAAGUUCAUCAUCAGAUUAUCUUCGACAAAUAGUUAUAAUCGAAGGUGGUGAACAAGUUUAUGAAGCAUAUGAAAGAGAAAAUAAAACAAAUCCAAAUUCUUUAAUUAUCUCAACACCACCUGGAAAUUUAUUAUGUAAAAGAAUAUUUUUUCUUAAAUGGAUACCAGAUGAAAAUGAAAAUUUACUUCGACAGUCAAUUAUUGAUUUUAUUUGGAAUGUUAUUCAAAAUGUUCUUUCAUAUAAAUUUGAUUCAAUUGCAUUUCCACCAAUUGGUUGCGCUCAUUCAAAUAUUUCAACUUCAAUUAUAAUUAAAACAUUAAUUAAUCAAUUAAUUUAUCAAAUUAAAAGUCGAAAUCUUUCAUUAACUGUUAAAUUUGUUAUUUUACCUGAUCAAAAUGAUAUUUAUGAAGAAUUUUAUCAAGAACUUUUAAAAUGUGAACAAGAUAUUGAACAAACAAAUGAUGAUAAAGUUCCUUCAACAUGGGAAUUAGCAGCUGGAAAUUCUUUUCGUUUUAUUAUUUCAUAUAAACUUGAUGAGUAUAAAACAAUUGCAGAUGAAUUUUAUCGAGCGAUGAAAGGAAAAAUAAAAAAAAUACUUCAAAUUGAAAGAAUUCAAAAUGAACGAUGGUAUUUUCAAUAUUUGGCUCAUAAAAAAGAUUUUUUUAAAAGAUUAAAUAAAGAUACUGAAAAACGUUUAUAUCACGGAUGUCCAAAUAAUGCUGUUGAUUCAAUUAUUGAUGAUUGUUUUAAUAGAAGUUUUGCUGGUCUUCAUGGUACAUCAUAUGGAAUUGGAGUUUAUUUUUCAUCGGAUGCAACUUAUAGUCAUCAAUUUGCUAAACCAAAUUCUAAUGGUGAACGUUCAAUGUUUAUUGCACGUGUUCUUAUCGGAAAAACAACUUUAGGAAAUCCAUCAAUGAAAACUCGGCCUCCAGGAUUUGAUACAACAACUGAUGGAAGUCAUAUCUAUGUUACUUAUCAUGAUGCACAAGCAUAUGCUGAAUAUUUAAUCACUUACAAAUAA